Messenger RNA from Aphis gossypii (cotton aphid), 3720 nucleotides. Its product is annotated as homeobox protein GBX-2-like. Lineage: Eukaryota; Metazoa; Arthropoda; Insecta; Hemiptera; Aphididae. Gene Ontology annotation, biological process: regulation of nervous system development; regulation of transcription by RNA polymerase II. The record is from RefSeq and is a predicted model, not a curated record. Gene Ontology annotation, molecular function: RNA polymerase II transcription regulatory region sequence-specific DNA binding; DNA-binding transcription factor activity, RNA polymerase II-specific. The coding region runs from base 186 to 1478 and encodes 430 amino acids. The transcript has 4 exons. Gene Ontology annotation, cellular component: nucleus.
ACUCCUCCGUGAGUGUGUAGUACGUACUUUGUGACAUUGUAACAGUGUAGGUACAUCGUUAUUCGUUAGUAAUAAUAAUUUAACCUCAGUACGUUUUACUGGAGCUCAACAUAUUUCCGUGCAGUAGACUGCACUCGCCGCACCGGAAGUUUCUUGGCUAUUCAGCAGAAAACCAUCCUUCCGACAUGACAACGGCUGCAGACAAACGUGCUGGCACGCGUGCGACUGCAGUGCAGCCGUCGUUGUCGGACGCCGGCUGCAGCGAAUCUGCGGCUGAAAUGAGCCGCAAGUACCAAACGGCAUUCCAAUCGUUCUCCAUCGAAUCUUUGAUCGGCAGCGGCGGCGGCAGCGGCAGCGAGACUCCUCCGCCGGCCGCCGACGCGAACAUUUCGCCGCCGCCGUACUACUUGGACGCGGCAGCGACGCAGCCACAGCAACGGUCAGCGUUGGAACCGUCGUCGCCGAUGUUGAAUUUCGAUUAUCUGAGCGUGUUGCGAUUGCAGUCGGCCGCAGCGGCCGCCGCGGCCGCCGUCGGGAAAUCGUUCGGGCCACGGUCACUGUGGCCGUACCUGAGCGACGCGGUCGCGUUUCCCGGGGCGCCGCCGCCACCGCCGCCGCCGCUGUGUUACCACGAUUACCAUCGGCGGCAAUUACUGCGCAGCGUCGUCAACCGGACGACGUCUCCGCCGCCGCCGCUUUUCGGAAGCGACGGCGCCAUCGACGACGACGCGGACUCGGGUGACCCCGGAAAUCAUGAAUUGUCAAACGCCUGCACGUCGGCUGUCGCCGGCGGAGGACCGGAAGGCGGUGGCGGCUAUGACGAAGACGAAGACGACGACGACGACAACGGCGGCAGCGGUGGCGGCUGUGCGAGAGACAAUGGCCGGGACGUUGACGACGAGGACGACGACGAAGACGACGUUGACGAAGACCCGCGAUUCGGAAAAUGCCUAAAUGAUAGAGGAGUUUUGCAAACAAGACAUAAUACAACUGCGCAGUCUUCAAAUGAAAACAAGUCUCGCCGAAGAAGAACAGCAUUCACGAGUGGUCAACUUUUAGAAUUGGAGCGGGAAUUCCAGGCUAAAAAAUACCUAAGCUUAACUGAGAGAUCCGAAAUUGCAAAUUCAUUAAAGCUUAGUGAAGUUCAGGUGAAGAUAUGGUUUCAAAACCGACGAGCGAAAUGGAAACGAGUCAAGGCCAGCUUGUUGUCCGGAAACGCGUGCGGAAACGAUGGUCAAAAGAGCAAUGCGAGCAUGAACGCGAUGCGUGGUCGAUCGAAGUGUCCAAACGGCGUCGUCAGCGGCGGGGCUGGAAAAAUCGUUGUGCCCAUACCAGUGCACGUCAAUCGUUUCGUGGUGCGGAGCCGACACCAACAGCUGGAGAAAUGUGCUUCGGGAUUUGCGCAUCUCCGGCGCGAAAGUGAUGCGGAUUUCAAAAUUAAAAGCCGGAUGCAGUUGUAUACGUCCGCCAUUCUGUAGUCGGGUCCUGGCCGUGGAUAUCGAGAUCGACAUUUAAACAGACACGUUAUACUGCAGGUGUACAUAAUGAAUUAUAGAUUAUAACAAAGCGCGAACUUUGGAAAGAAACGAAAAAUAAAUAAUAAUAAUAAAUACAAAUCUCGACGUAAGAUAAGAACAUAGGUACACCUAACCUAUACGUAGGUAUACAAGUUAUUUCGGGCAGUGUCAUUUCAGAUGAUUUUAACAUAGGUUAGUACUUGGUGCCUUUUUCAAACUUAGGCAUACUAAUAUAUAAUUUUAGAAAUAUUAUAGUUAGGCACCUACCUUGCUAUUUUCAAUUUGUGCACAUAUUUUUAUUACAGUCAACAAGAAAUAUACAGUUCUUACGAAUACACAUCAGAACUGUGUAAAUAUGUUUAUUAUAUUUUAAUUUAUACAUUUUAAGUGAUUUUAAACAUUCCAAUAACAGUUUAUAGGUAAGUACCUUUAUGUUAUAAAUUAUAAUACAACAAUUAAAAUAUAAAAACAAAUCUUAAAAAUUAGCCUUGUCAAUGAAUCAGAUCUGUUUAAUAAUAUUGAAAUCCUCCUCAACCUAAGUUACUUUUUUUUUGCAACUGCAGUUUUAAGUAACCACGCCAUAUCGGCAUGGCGUAUUGUCUUGAUUUUGUAGAAACGCUAAGUAUAGCAAAUUAGCAUUAUUUGCAUUCAGAAGAACCAAUUUUGUGUUAACUCUUCAAUUGUUAUAAAUAUUAGAGUUAAUUGAACUUAUUGUAUCGAACUUAAAUUUAAGGACGUUAUUUAUGUCUGUACGGACUUUAAGUAGGUAUACGUUGAUUUUAUACGAUGUUUAACUUUUAAACGUGUAUUAGCCAUUAGGUAUAAGUCUUUUUUUUAUUUUACAUAAAUACUCUCAACUCAAAAAUUAAAAUAUCAUAAAAACCUAUCGCACAAAUAAUGUUCUUAUCUAUAAUAGCUUAAUUCGCUCUGGUAUUUAAAAAUAUAACUCAACAUUAGUUUUAUUGAUGGUAAAUUUUUGGUUUGUUUAUAGUCAUACUUAGUUUAUACUUUUAUUUAUAAAUAAAGUACCUACUAGUAUUGAUAAUCAACGGUUAUACCACUUAUACCUACAUUUGUAAGCCGAAACAACAUACCUAUAUGUGAGUGAUUUACGUCCAUUAACUAAUUAACUGUUUAUUUCUUUUUACAUUGACUGUUGUGAUUGUUUUUUAUACAAUUAUGUAGCAUAUUUUCUUUUAUUUACAAUUCGAAAGAUUCGAUUUACACUGGUAACGUAAUAUAGGCAAUAUUUUCUUUACUCAUUUCGUAGUUUUAUAUUAUUACAUUUUAGUUAAUGUUGACAGUUAAAUGUCAUGGCAUGUACUCCCAAAAGAAUAAAUUUUGAAAUAAGUUUUUGCUUCCUCACGAUGUGUACCUUUUUUUAUUAUUAUUUUAUUAUGACUGGAGCAUAGUUUUCUUUGAAUACUAGAAAGUAGGUGCUCUUAAACUCUUAAUAUAAAGAAUUUCUACAACAUUCAAAAUAUCAAAGAGUUUGAGGUUAACGAAUUUAAUUUAUAUCAUAAUAUUAUCAUCACUUUGAAAGUUUGAAUCCCUGGAUGGACCAGAUAUGAAGUUAAAAUAUUACAGAAUAUAGGAAUUCGUACUGUAUAAUUAACUAUUAAAUUAAGUUUACUUUAUAUAUACGUGUUUAUUAUAUAUUUUUACCUAUGUAUUUAUUAGUUAUUAACAUUACAUUGACAGUCAUUGUGAUUUGUACUUGUAAAAAAUAUAAAUUCUUACACUUUUAAUUUAGGUAGGUACUAGGUAAUACAUUUUUACAAAUAGAACAGGUUAUUUUUUGAUGAAAUAUAUCAUUAAAAAAAUGUAAAUAGUAUUUUUGUGAUUAGCUUAAAAUAUUGUAGACGAAUGUAAAAACGAAAAUUUUAUUGACCGGUUAUAUUCAAUACAAUCUACCAAAACGCGUACUUUGUACCUACCUUAUACUUACCUAUGUACUCAUAUAAAUAAUUAAUAUAUUUUAUAAAAUACACAUUAUGUUUAAAGUACACAAAUAUUUUUAUAAUCAUGUACUCUUUUUUUUAAAACAAAAUAAUGGCAUGCGAUAUUGUAAAUAUUAAUCAUUUAGGUAAUUGACUAUAAUCUUUUUAGUCUUGAGUAUCUUCUAUAUAUUAUAUAAAAUAGAUUUUAAUAAAUUAUGAAAUAUUAACUAUUAUAUAUAGUUCUGUGUAUAAACAUUGUAAAU